AUGAAUAUGUUUUUGUGUAUUGGCAAAAAGCUGCAACAUCUUUGUAGCGCUUCAUGUCAAAAAGUUGUUUGUCAUAGCAAAUCAGGUUUUUUCUUAUUAACAUAUUUUUGUCGCUUCGUCCUUCGGAGGGCAAACCCUCUUUUGGUUCAAAUUGUCUAUUUUGUAUCUCUUUCAUUUUUGGGCUUUGGUGUUCUCAAAGCUCUAAAGCCUAGAACACCCUCUUUUACUCCUAAAAACUUGGAUUUGUUCUUCACCUCUGUCUCAGCCACAACAGUUUCAAGCAUGGCAACGGUUGAAAUGGAGGUUUUUUCAAACCCCCAGUUAAUCAUUAUGACCAUCUUGAUGUUCAUAGGAGGUGAAGUCUUUACCUCCAUGGUAGGACUCCAUUUCAUUAGGUCCAGGUUCAAAACCGAACUAGAUAAAAUCGCUUCUUCUCAUAGCAAUCUAAGUUCUACAAAUCCCAUAAUUGUUGAUCAAAUUGAGUUGGGGGUGGUCACAAAUUUUAACCAAGUGAGUUCACUACCUAAACCCAAUGAGGUUCACAAUGAAUCUCACGAGUCUUUGGGUACCACAAGUGAAAACUUGAGGUAUUUAUCUAUGAAAUAUUUGGGUUAUGUAGUUCUAGUUUACCUUCUAGUUGUCCACGUUAUUGGGGUCUUAGCGGUGUCUCUUUACGUGUCCGUUAUCUCAAGUGCUAAAGAGGUGUUAAAGAACAAGGGGUUGAAAAUGUUGACAUUCUCUGUUUUCACUGUAGUUUCAACUUUUUCAAGCUGUGGAUUUGUUCCAACAAACGAAAACAUGGUUGUUUUUAGGAAGAAUUCAGGUCUACUUCUUAUGCUUAUUCCUCAAGUCCUUCUUGGGAACACAUUGUUCCCUCCUUGCUUGAGGUUUUCAAUAUGGUUUUUAGGGAAAUUUUACAAGAAGAAAGAGUCUAAGUACAUUUUGAAGAAAACACAAGAGGUUGGGUACAAACACUUGCUUCCACGAAAACACUCUGUUCUUCUGGUAGCUACUGUUUUUGGGUUUAUUUUGGUUCAAGUUAUAAUGUUUCGUUCAAUGGAUUGGAAUUCAGAAGCUUUGAUGGGGUUGAAUGCAUAUCAGAAAUUCAUUGGCGUAUUGUUUCAAAGUGUGAAUUCCAGACACACGGGAGAAACCAUUGUGGACCUGUCAACUCUAUCGCAGGCCAUCUUGGUCUUAUUUGUGGUCAUGAUGUACCUUCCUCCUUACACUUCUUUCCUUCCAAUGAAAGAGGAUGAGCAGGACUCAGAAAGUUGUGAUAGGAUGAAAAAAAGAAGAGGAAAAGUUUUGGAGAAUUUGAUAUUCUCGCAACUCUCCUAUUUAGUCAUAUUCAUCAUACUCGUGUGCAUUACUGAGAGGAAAAAAUUGAAGGAGGAUCCUCUCAAUUUCAACGUCUUGAAUAUUGUUAUUGAAGUUAUCAGCGCGUAUGGAAACGUAGGAUUUACUACAGGAUACAGUUGUGACAGACAGUUGCAUAGAGAGCCAAACUGCCAAGAUAAGUGGAUUGGAUUUUCUGGAAAUUGGAGCGAUGAGGGAAAGAUCAUUCUCAUAAUCGUCAUGUUCUUUGGAAGGCUCAAGAAAUUUAAUAUGGAUGGAGGCAAGGCAUGGAAGCUCCUCUAAUUCAAUAC
Gastrolobium bilobum is the source of this 1646-nucleotide messenger RNA. RefSeq names its product cation transporter HKT1;3-like. Gene Ontology annotation, molecular function: monoatomic cation transmembrane transporter activity. Gene Ontology annotation, biological process: monoatomic cation transport; transmembrane transport. Gene Ontology annotation, cellular component: plasma membrane. The record is from RefSeq and is a predicted model, not a curated record. Bases 1 to 1638 code for a protein of 545 amino acids. Lineage: Eukaryota; Viridiplantae; Streptophyta; Magnoliopsida; Fabales; Fabaceae. The transcript has 3 exons.